CGCGGAGGUGGCGGCGGCGCCGGGAGCGCCCGCGAGCCAUGGCCGACGACCUGAAGCGGUUCCUCUACAAGAAGCUGCCGAGCGUUGAAGGUCUUCACGCUAUCGUCGUGUCGGACAGGGACGGUGUGCCGGUUAUCAAAGUGGCCAAUGAUAAUGCUCCGGAGCACGCGCUGAGACCCGGCUUUCUGUCCACCUUUGCCCUUGCCACAGAUCAGGGCAGUAAACUGGGGCUUUCAAAGAACAAAAGCAUCAUCUGCUACUACAACACGUACCAGGUCGUGCAGUUCAACCGCUUGCCUUUGGUAGUGAGUUUCAUUGCUAGCAGCAACGCCAAUACCGGGCUGAUUGUCAGCUUGGAGAAGGAGCUCACGCCCCUCUUUGAAGAGCUGAGGCAGGUAGUUGAAGUUUCCUAACCCGACAGCACAGCCCGCGUCCGGCAGCUCACAGAGAAGGAGAUGGAAGAGUCAAUAAUCCUCGGUUGAGUAACGCGCCUCGGAAGAAAUGCCACCUCCCCCUUGUGUACUAAGUAAGAAUAAGUUGUACAUAGUACUGAAUCUGAAAUGAUUUACUAGUGCGUUGUAGAUGGAUGUUACUUUAGGCCACGUUUCCUGUAUUGUGCAGUAGUGGAGAGCCCACCAAAGUACAAUAGCUCCCAUGGAGCUUAGCUCGGCCAGCUGAGCACGGGAUGAGCAGGAUACUGCGGGCUCCAGGGAGCAGCCUGCAGCUCCCUCGCUGCACAGGGAACUAGCCCUACGGCAGGACGUAUCCUCUGAGUAGCUACCACUUCCUGAUGGAAAACAGAUUUAAUUGGCUACAAAAUGUUGUCAAAGAUGUGGUUGGAAAAGAGCGUUAUGAAAGCAAGUUUCCUAGCGGUGACGUAUCUGUACAAUCAAUAAAUCCCCCCUAUUUUGCGGAUUGGUGAUGCUUUGGAGAAGAAGUUCUGUUAAUCCGGGUGUCAGCUGCAUCCUGCUUCCACACAAGAGCUGUUCUUGCAAAAGCU
This is a messenger RNA of Nothoprocta perdicaria, 1000 nucleotides long. RefSeq names its product late endosomal/lysosomal adaptor, MAPK and MTOR activator 3 (gene LAMTOR3). The coding region runs from base 39 to 413 and encodes 124 amino acids. The transcript is spliced from 6 exons. Gene Ontology annotation, cellular component: Ragulator complex. The record is from RefSeq and is a predicted model, not a curated record. Gene Ontology annotation, biological process: positive regulation of TOR signaling; cellular response to amino acid stimulus. Lineage: Eukaryota; Metazoa; Chordata; Aves; Tinamiformes; Tinamidae.